Molecule: messenger RNA, 1000 nt
Organism: Marasmius oreades (fairy-ring Marasmius)
Lineage: Eukaryota; Fungi; Basidiomycota; Agaricomycetes; Agaricales; Marasmiaceae
Exons: 2
Coding region: 70-477 (135 amino acids)
Source: RefSeq, a predicted model, not a curated record
GGGAGGGGACGGUAUUUGAGAAGUAGCCCACGGCUAUUGUGGGAUAGUAUCGGUCUGGCACGAGGAGCUAUGAUCCAUCUAAAUUCCGAGCAUGGCAUUGGAAAGAUAAUAGCCUGUGAGAGCAAAUGCGGUGGAGGAGAAACGGUGAGACCGGCCGGAGGAAGCUGGAUGUCCGUGACCGUUUUUACCUCUGUCGAGACGUACGCUAACCACAACAUCAUGAAAUUCAAUCUCAAGUCUAAUUAUAGAGAAGAAAGCCGGAGCUUUGCUGGUUUCUCGAUCACAGAAGAACUGGCGUGGACGAAUGUACAGAAGGCUUCGAUCCAUCAAGAGGAAACUCUUGUCACUGCACAUUGCUGUUCACUGUCAAGCUGGGGGAUUCCGUGGCGUGGCUUGCUAGGUGACUUUUUGGUCGGACGUCGUGGACAGCUCGUCACUCUCAGUACGCCUGUGGACCAACUUCUUCAACGCACAUGAACAUCUAUAGGUUUACAUAUCAUCCAUAUCCCCAUGCUGUCAAUACAGAUGUGAUGUGAAGAUUUACUACCUCACGGUCGCAACUUGUUUUCGCGGCGAUACUAUGUAUAUCUCGACCCGCAAGAACACGAUCCCCAAUCACAGGAUGUGCCAGUUACAGUAUAUGCUUAGAACGAACCAACGUCGUUCAAUAGGUUAUCGAUUAGCGUUGUAUCUUUUUGCUUUAUUCUUGGCUGCGUUUGGACUCGUUUGCGGGUUCAGGUAUACUAUUCAAGCAAGCAGUAAUACAGGGAUGUGAACGCCACUAGAAAUUCCUGUACAUAGUAUGAUCCGAGUCGGAAAAUAACUAUGCAGAGUGUGUAAUAGAGUGAAGAUGCCGUCGUGCUGGGUAGAAUCCCGAAAGAACCUCAUUAACCAAUCCCCCACAUCACCUCCCUCGUGUUUUCAACCAGACGUCUUGCAUCCAAACUCAGUACGUCUUCCGAUUCAAGAUCAGGCGACAGUCGAUGCACAGCUAUUCGAU